AUGACAGACUCAAAGCCGAGCGACUCCCCAAUUGCAGAAAGGCCAUUGCUAACUGAAGAUCCAGAGGGAAGUCCUGUCAACCAGACACUGUACCGCUCAAUGAUCGGGUCACUAAUGUAUCUGACUGCCAGUCGACCGGAUAUUCUAUACGCCGUGUGUCAGUGUGCUCGUUAUCAGGCUAACCCCAAACUCGUUCACUUAACUACUGUCAAAAGAAUUUUCAGAUAUUUGAAGGGAGCACCUAAACUUGGACUCUGGUAUCCCAGAGAUUCGAACUUUGAUUUGUUUGCCUUUUCAGAUAGCAAUUUUGGAGGAGCUGACAGGGAUAGGAAGUCCACAUCAGCUGGAUGUCAGUUCUUGGGAGAACGACUCAUAUCUUGGCAAUGCAAGAAGCAGCAGACAGUAUCUCUUUCCACAGCGGAAGCCGAAUACGUUGCAGCAUCUGCAUGCUGCUCCCAGGUUCUGUGGAUGCAGCAUCAAUUGGAAGAUUACGGUUUGACUUAUCUUAAUACUACUAUUUAUUGUGACAAUGAUGCUGCCAUCCAGAUCACUAAAAACCCUGUUUUUCACUCCAAAACCAAGCACAUUGACAUUAAAAUUCACUUCUUAAGAGAUUGUUUUGACAGGGGUCUUGUUAAACUUGAGCAGAUCCACACUGAUGCUAACACAGCGGAUCUGUUUACUAAACCUGUCAGCAUCUCUAGGUUCAAUGUGCUUGUAGAUCUCUUGAAAAUGAUUCGCUUCACCGACUGA
Molecule: messenger RNA, 753 nt
Organism: Helianthus annuus (common sunflower)
Lineage: Eukaryota; Viridiplantae; Streptophyta; Magnoliopsida; Asterales; Asteraceae
Product: secreted RxLR effector protein 161-like
Exons: 1
Coding region: 1-753 (250 amino acids)
Source: RefSeq, a predicted model, not a curated record